AUGUCCUCGCCGUUCUCCAUCAAUGGCGGCGCCUGCGUGGCCAUGGUCGGAAAGGACUGCGUUGCCAUUGCCUGCGAUCUCCGACUCGGUCUCCAAGCCCUCACCGUCAGCAACAACUUCCCCAAGAUCUCGUCCUACGGCAGCAGCUGCUAUCUCGGCCUCACUGGCCUCGCGACCGACGUCAGCACCGUUUCUGAGCUCUUCCGCUACAAGGUCGACAUGUACCGGCUAAGAGAAGAGCGCGACAUCAGCCCCCAGACUUUCGCCAACCUGGUAUCGUCAAGUCUGUACGAGAAGCGGUUUGGACCGUGGUUCGUGAGCCCUGUGGUGGCGGGCAUCAACAACACAACGGGCAAGCCGUUCAUCUGCGGCUUCGACUCGAUCGGCUGUAUCGACUUCGCUAAAGACUUCAUCGUCUCUGGAACCGCGUCCGACCAGCUCUUCGGUACCUGCGAAGGUCUUUGGGAGCCCGAUCUCGGCCCAGAGGACCUCUUCGAGACGGUAUCACAGGCACUCCUCAACGCCGUCGAUCGAGACGCCCUGUCAGGUUGGGGCGCGCACGUCUAUAUCAUCGAGAAGGACAAGGUCACCAAGCGGUUACUCAAGGGCCGACAAGAUUAG
Zasmidium cellare ATCC 36951 is the source of this 621-nucleotide messenger RNA. RefSeq lists its product as uncharacterized. The transcript has 3 exons. The record is from RefSeq and is a predicted model, not a curated record. Gene Ontology annotation, biological process: proteasome-mediated ubiquitin-dependent protein catabolic process. Gene Ontology annotation, cellular component: proteasome core complex, beta-subunit complex; proteasome core complex. Bases 1 to 621 code for a protein of 206 amino acids. Lineage: Eukaryota; Fungi; Ascomycota; Dothideomycetes; Mycosphaerellales; Mycosphaerellaceae.